AUGACAACGAUAGCCGCUGUCAUCCUAGCAUACUUCUUCGAUGGCGUCGACGGAGAUCCUCUCAACGAACUAGACCACAAAGUGAUUGAUUAUGUAGGCUGGAAUAAGAGACGCAACAAGCCUGGACGCAACAAAUUCGAAGACGAGCGCGAGCAUCAGUGUCGUCGACAAAGACGUGCAAAGGCGUUUUCGCAAUUCAUUCUCGCGCUCAGCGAUCAGCAACUCGUCACCGGCCUGGCAUUGCUCGUUGCCGCUAUCUCGGGUAGGGCGACCUUGUCCCAAUUCGAGUUCUCCGUGGCGCACAGUCUCGCCUGGUUCUCUUCCACUACUCACCUGGCUACCCUCGACAUCCUCAGACAGACGCUCAAGUGUCAGAAUCAAUGGGUCCUCCAUCUACGAACAUGGACGUAA
Molecule: messenger RNA, 411 nt
Organism: Colletotrichum fioriniae
Lineage: Eukaryota; Fungi; Ascomycota; Sordariomycetes; Glomerellales; Glomerellaceae
Source: RefSeq, a predicted model, not a curated record